Messenger RNA from Microtus ochrogaster (prairie vole), 826 nucleotides. RefSeq lists its product as uncharacterized. The record is from RefSeq and is a predicted model, not a curated record. NCBI's taxonomy places the organism in Eukaryota, Metazoa, Chordata, Mammalia, Rodentia, Cricetidae. Gene Ontology annotation, biological process: regulation of transcription by RNA polymerase II.
UUGAGCUCCAUAGAGACAGUGCCGGGGCAAGCGAGAGCCGGACGGGCACUGGACGACUCUGUGCCUCGCGGACGAAAAUCAACUAAACACAGGCAAAGGAGAUCCUAAGAAGCCGAGAGGCAAAAUGUCCUCGUAUGCAUUCUUUGUGCAAACCUGCCGGGAGGAACACAAGAAGAAGCACCCGGAUGCUUCUGUCAACUUCUCAGAGUUCUCUAAGAAGUGCUCAGAAAGGUGGAAGACCAUGUCUGCUAAAGAAAAGGGGAAAUUUGAAGACAUGGCCAAGGCUGACAAGGCUCGUUAUGAAAGAGAAAUGAAAACCUACAUCCUCCCCAAAGGGGAGACCAAAAAGAAGUUCAAAGACCCCAAUGCACCCAAGAGGCCUCCUUCGGCCUUCUUCUUGUUCUGUUCUGAGUAUCACCCCAAAAUCAAAGGAGAACACCCUGGCUUAUCCAUUGGUGAUGUUGCAAAGAAACUGGGAGCGAUGUGGAACAACACUGCUGCAGAUGACAAGCAGCCCGACAAAAAGAAGGCUGCCAAGCUGAAGGAGAAGUACGAAAAGGAUAUUGCUGCUUACAGAGCUAAAGGAAAACCCCAUGCAGCGAAAAAGGGGGUGGUCAAGGCGGAAAAGAGCAAGAAAAAGAAGGAAGAGGAAGAUGAUGAGGAAGACGAAGAGGAUGAAGAGGAGGAGGAAGAAGAGGAAGACGAAGAUGAGGAAGACGAAGAUGAGGAAGAAGAUGAUGAUGAUGAAUAAGUUGGUUCUAGCGCAGUUUUUUCUUGUCUAUAAAGCAUUUAACCCCCCUGUACACAACUCACUCCUUUUAAAGAA